UAAUUUUCAAAGAGGCGUGACUUAAAAAUCUGCAAAAAAGCAAAUCCGAAGAGAGAGAAGGUGAUUUUGAAAUUUCAGAUAACGCAGAUAUUUUACUCUCGCCGGAGCUUUCUCCUCCACCGUCUCUGCUUCCCACCGCCGCCGUACACAGUUGUUCUUCUCUCCCAACUACAAUUUCCUCCGCCGUUUCUUCAAGAUGAUUGGAUCGUUUCUUACAAGAGGCUUGGUGAUGGUGUUGGGUUAUGCUUACCCUGCGUAUGAAUGUUACAAGACUGUUGAAAAGAAUAGGCCUGAAAUUGAGCAACUUCGCUUUUGGUGCCAGUACUGGAUAUUGGUUGCUUGCUUGACAGUUUUUGAGAGAGUUGGUGAUGCGUUUGUUUCAUGGGUUCCAAUGUAUAGUGAAGCUAAGUUAGCAUUCUUCAUAUACCUGUGGUAUCCGAAAACCAGGGGUACUACAUAUGUCUACGAGUCUUUCUUUAGGCCAUAUCUUUCACAGCAUGAGAAUGACAUAGACCAUAGUUUGUUGGAGCUAAGGACAAGAGCUGGAGAUAUGGCUGUUAUAUACUGGCAACGAGUUGCAAGCUAUGGUCAGACUAGAAUCCUUGAGAUUUUGCAGUAUGUUGCUGACCAAUCAACUCCAAGGCCGCAGCCAAAACGUGAAGGUAGAGCUCCUGCUAAGCCUACGAAAGCCCCUGUCCCCCAACCAGAAUCUGAAGAAGCAUCAUUACCCUCGUCCCCUAGCUCAUCUUCAAGUGAAAAUGAAGGUAAUGAGCCAACCCGUAAAGCAUCAGGCCCGUCAAGACCUAGACCGACAGUGACAUCUGUACCAGCCGCAGAUCCCAAAAAUGCGGGUAUCACUCAGAUAGCACAAAAAUCAGUAGCUUCCCCAAUUGUGAACCCGACCCAAUCAACCAGCCAAGUGGAAACGGAACCAAUGCAGAUAGAAGAAGUGGAAGGAGAAGCAGAAUCAGUUAAUGAAAAUUCAAACCCGGAAGGUCCAAAAGAGACGGUAAUGGAGGAGACAAUCAGAAUGACUCGUGGGAGGUUGAGGAAGACGCGUUCGGAAGAAAGCCGUUGAAAGAAGAAGAAGAAGAAGCUCAAUUCAAAAAAUUGUUAAUUACUUGCAUAACAUUUGUGUCUCUUCUCUCUUUCCUGCUUCUAGAAUUACGUUGACAGGAACUAACAACUAGUGGGAAUGGUUUGUAUGAAAAGUAAAUUUGUUCUUUCAUUCAAUUUAGUUGCGUUAAGUGUAAAA
Messenger RNA from Arabidopsis lyrata subsp. lyrata, 1255 nucleotides. Its product is annotated as HVA22-like protein i. The coding region runs from base 197 to 1078 and encodes 293 amino acids. The transcript is spliced from 7 exons. The record is from RefSeq and is a predicted model, not a curated record. Lineage: Eukaryota; Viridiplantae; Streptophyta; Magnoliopsida; Brassicales; Brassicaceae.